AAGCCUUCUCUGCCUCUCAACCCCCCCACAACAUUCUAGCAUGAUACCCAAAACCAGCCUCCCAAGGUUCACUCGUUCAGCGGUAUAUCUGCGCACCUAUUCGACCAAGAUGGGGCCAGUCCCACUGGCCUAUCAUCUCCACCCAGCACCGAUCCCCUCGGCAGCAAAGAACGAUUCCCCAUUGAUAGUUAUGCACGGGCUUUUCGGCUCGAGGCAGAAUAACCAUAGCAUCAGUAAGUAAGGAAGAACCCCACCUCACCACACUUAACCAAUGGGGGGACACAAAAAUCUAAUUCUCUACAGGGCAUUGGCGAAGGACCUGAAUAGACCAGUCUACACACUUGUAACGCAUCCGAACUGGCCUCUCGGCAACAGCAGCAGCAGGAUUGGCAAGAGAGUUCUAACUUGGCAGAAAAACAGGACCUCAGAAACCAUGGGGAAAGUCCGCACACUCCAUACCAUAACUACGAAGUCAUGGCGGAAGACGUGGAACACUUCCUCCAGGAAAAUAAGCUAGGCCCUAAAACUGUCCUAAUCGGCCAUUCAAUGUCUCCCCCCCCCCCCCAGCUCCAUUUCAAUUCCACAUUAACACCCACCAGGGGCGCCAAAACCGCCAUGGCAGUAGCCCUCCGCAAACCCUCCAUAAUCUCCUCCAUAAUCGCAGUCGACAACGCCCCCAUCGAGGCGGCCCUACACUCCUCCUUUGGGGGGUACGUGCGCGCGAUGCGCAAGAUCGAACAUUCGAACCUGACAAACACGAAGGAGGCCGACGCGAUCCUCGCGGAAGUGGAGCCCGAUGUCGCCAUCCGGCAGUUCCUCCUGCGCAACCUGGUGCGCAGUGAUUCUGGCCGUCUCGGGUUCCGCAUCCCGGUGGGGACGCUGGCAAGGGAGUUGGACAACAUGUCCGCCUUCGCGUACCAUCCCGAUGAGGUCCGGUUUGAGAAGAGGGCGCUUUUCGUGCGCGGUACGCAGAGCCCUUACGUCCCCGACGAGGCGGUUCCCAUCAUCGGGAGGUUUUUCCCCCUUUUCAGGUUGAAGGAUAUUGACGCGGGGCAUUGGGGUGAGUGAGAAUCGGUGACUCGCGGGUCACGCACGGUUGGCGACAGCAGGCUGAUGAUGAUAUGCAGUGAUUUCUGAAAAGCCGAAUGAGUUCAAGGAAGGUACGUAUCUUCCCCCCCCUUCCUGCUCGGAAGUGAUUGGCUUGCGGGAUCUCCGGGACUAAAGUGGUGGGAAUCUAGCUGUCAUUGAAUUCCUAAACGAAGAGGAAUAGUCGUACCCCCCCCCCCUUCCCCAAUGUCCUGGACCUAACCCAUAGCACGCAUCCACAAUCCGUCAAUCAUAUAAACCAUACGAAUCCAAUGCACGAUAGACCAAAUUAAUAGAGAAAGCACACAUCACCAACCU
This is a messenger RNA of Tuber aestivum (summer truffle), 1404 nucleotides long. The record is from the annotation of a GenBank genome assembly. NCBI's taxonomy places the organism in Eukaryota, Fungi, Ascomycota, Pezizomycetes, Pezizales, Tuberaceae.